AUGCCAAAGUACAAUCUCGAUCAUUUUUACCCAGUGCACCUGAGCGAGGUUUUUAAUGGCAGGCUUCAGACAGUGGCCAAACUGGGCUAUGGUUCAUCCUCGACCAUCUGGCUUGCCCGCGACCUUGAAGACCAUCAGUACGUAGCUCUCAAAGUCUACAUCCACAACUCUGUCGAGCAUCGAGAGCUGCCAUUCUACGAGCACCUGAACACCGUCCUCCCCACCAGCAAACACGUGGGAGCCGACAACGUCAGGAAGCUUCUGGCCUCCUUUGAGGUCUCUGGUCCUCAUGGAAAUCACAUCGUCCUCGCUCUCCAGGUCUCACAAAUGAGUCUGCGUGAUAUGGACACUGUCUUCAUGAAGGAUCGUGGCUUCGAAGAGGACUUUGUCAAGAGCGCGCUAUCAAAGAGCUUCUCCAAGCUGUUGAUUUCCUUCAUACAGAGGCUCAAGUCGUCCACACUGUCAUUAGACAUCCAUCCUGGCAACCUCCUCCUUGGUCUAGAGGAUAACUCGCUCUUCAAGAAGCUCGAAGACAACGAAUUCUCAAAUCCUGUUCCUCGUAAGGAACUACCAGGCCGGAACAUUUACUUUUCCCGCCUGAUGAAACCCAAGGCAUGGGACCUCCUUGAGGGACGGACUCUCUUCAGCGCACGCAAAGAAGACGGUAGCUUCUCAGAUGGUGUUCACCUAUCCGAAUUCAUCGCUGCUCUCGGCCCCCCACCCGCCCAGCUCCUCAACCGGCAUCGCGAGAGGGCGCGCGAGUAUUGGAACGAAGACUGUAUUUCUGUCAGUUUACUCUCCGCGUAA
Fusarium falciforme is the source of this 807-nucleotide messenger RNA. Its product is annotated as Protein kinase domain-containing protein. The record is from RefSeq and is a predicted model, not a curated record. Bases 1 to 807 code for a protein of 268 amino acids. Gene Ontology annotation, biological process: regulation of mRNA processing; spliceosomal complex assembly; protein phosphorylation. Lineage: Eukaryota; Fungi; Ascomycota; Sordariomycetes; Hypocreales; Nectriaceae. Gene Ontology annotation, molecular function: ATP binding; protein kinase activity. The transcript has 4 exons.